AUGAUAACUAAAAGAGGAACCAUAUCGAAGACAAAGAGGAGGUACUACAUAUUCAAUUACAACUGUGGGAACACCAAAAUUCAGUCCAUCACGGGCUACAUCCGCUGCUUCAAGAACUACUGUCUGUACAGGGAGAACAGAAGUAACUCUGCCACUGCUAGCGGCACGAACAGCAGCCUCCGCAGCAGUCUCCGCGGUAGCCUCCACGACACUCAACAUGGCAGCCCGCACAAUAGUGUUAAUGGUAGCCACGAUAGUUCCAAUUUGAGGAGGAAGCUAAGCGAGGGACGUUACACCCCAGGCCAAAUGGCUAUAUCCGUUCUUCUUUGCGUCAACGUAUCCAACUGUUUAUCCCCCUCGGAGUUCCUUGAGCUCCUACACCCCUUUGACAAUUUCAUAUUUUUUUUAAAAGUUUUAAACAAAAAAAACAAUGAAGAGUACAUGAUAUACUUCCUAACGUUCAAUGUGUAUGCAAGGAAAAUCAUGAAAAAGGUCAAGAGGAUUAGUUUUUUUAACAUGAAAAAAAAGAAAAGAUUAAAAGUUUACAUCGUGAAGGACAUCACCAUGAACGCCACUUCGAGGAUAAAGAAGAACACGCAACGGAUGGUACGAGUGAAGACGUUUUACGAGGAGGGGGGAGAGUGGGAUUCAAAUGAGAAGGCAAGCGGGAGGCCUAACCAGAAGGAGAAUCGGAACGGUGAGCAUACCUUCCCGCGCACACAUGAGAACAUCGAGCCGUCGCGCAGAAGCAGAUUUAUCAACCCCCUCUAUCUCAUUUCCCAAAACAAAUUACAGCUCUCCUGUGCAGUUUGCCUGGAGCCGUUGUACUCAGACAGCCUCAGUAAGGUAAUAUCGCACAUUUUUAAUUUAAACUUUGCAACGCAGAAAAGAGGGGAACCCAAGGCAAGGGACCGGUCGCCAUCGAACCAGGACAGUGGCAGCGGCGAUGGCAGUGGCGUUGGUAGUGGCCUUGGCAGUGAAGUUGGCAGUCGCGUCGGAUUCGCUGUUGUGGUUCCCGCCGCCAACACCGGUGCUACCAUUUUUGGCGAAACGUAUUACGGUCAGAAUGAGCCGUGCGAAAAAAGAAGUAGGAGCAAUAGCAGCAGAAGCUCACGCACCUACCACAGGUGCCAAAGCAGCAGGCGCAGCAAUACGCGAAGGAACGGGCGUCCGUAUGAAACAGAAGCGUUGGGGAAGCAAACGAAGAAGCACCAGUAUUAUUGCGUUAAGACGUUGAGUAGCUACACCACUAAUGACCGGAGGAGCUACUAUUUAUCCGUUAUCUCCUUUAUCCAUAAUAUACAAAAGAAGUACAACAAUCAGAUGAAGAAAAAAAAAAAAAGUGAGAGGAAAACAAUUUUUAAUAACGUCUGCAUUAACAUUCUAUGCGGUCACAUAUUCCAUUCGAGCUGUCUUAAAAAAUGUUGUUUCACAUCUUGUCCAAUCUGCCGAUAUAAACAGUACAAUUAUCAGAUAGCGAAUUGCGAUGUAUGUGAGAGAAACCAAAAUGCAAAAAUUUGUUUAUUUUGUGGUUUCAUUGGAUGUUCUAUAAAUUAUGAUCGCUUGAACAAACUGAAGGAACUAAAGAUAAAGGAAAAAAGAAAUCUCGUCAGAAGAAAAAAAAAAUUGAUUGCUUACAUUAAGUACAUCUUUUUACGAAUUGUAAAUUUUUUUAUAAACCAGGGAAACUACAUUGUUGUGCCUCCGGUUGUAGCUACAAGUCUAGAUCGUCAGUGGGAUUGUGGCCAGCCCAUCGAUGUGGGAAGAAAAAGAACUACCAUUAGUGAACCUAUAUGUAAUGCCACUUUUGAAGGGGAGAAAAAUGGGAAAAAGUGCACCCAAGGAGUGGGAAGUACCCAUCUGGAUUUGAAUGCAAAAUGUGCAAGUGUCAACAGGGAGGGAGUAUCCAAUCAUUUGACAGUGCCCAUCCAGGGAGUCCCAAGUGAAGCAGAAAAUGCAAACAAAAUUAAUGACCCUCUCCCUAUCUCAACAAAAAAUGAUGGAGUCCGCCCCCAUUUGCAAAUGCGUAGUGUAAACGGUAAGGAUGCUAAUUCGGAGGUACACAUAUGUGCCGAAAAAAGAAUUGUCGUCGAAAGGUUGGAGUUCUCUACAGAGAACACUACAUGUGGGUGGAAUAGGGGGAACUUGGCGAGGCAUGUCUCGCUCAGUUUCCUUCUCAGAUUCAGAAAACUGAUGAGGAUGGACAAUAAGAAGGAAAAAGGUACCAAACGCCGGUGGAGGCAUAGAGAAGGUGAAAACAGAAUGGAUGCAGCGAAAACCAACCAGGUAAACGCUAGGCAUGAAAAGAAGGUCCAUAAGGGGAGCUCAAGUGGAGUGAGAAGUAGGCAGCAUGGGCAUCGAUCACCGCGUGAAGAAAGCGACCGAGCCGAGCGCGAAGGGGGCUCCUUCAACAAGUACGACUUCCUCAGGAGAGACAUGAACACCCGCAAGCAUUCCAUUGAGAAAAGAAAAAAGAAAAAACUCAUCGACCACGCAAAGGAGCAUUUUUGCGGAACGAUGCACAACUACUUCUUCGACAUUUCCAAAAAUUCAGUGUUCGAUUACAGCAGCAACUUGUACAUAAAAAAAUUAAUAAAUUUAAAAAGUGGAAAAAAAAAUUUGAAAAAAAUCGACUCAGCAAAUAUAAACGUCAAUGGAAAAGAAGAAAUCAUAGACAAGAAAAACAUCAUCAUGUACAUUUACGAAUUCAAUCAACUGUUAAGUGCUUUGUUGGAAAGUCAGAGAGACCAUUUCAUGUCCUGUAUUUAUGACUUGAAAUUAAAUUAUGAAAAUGUGAACAAGGACAACUCAAGGGAAGCGAGCAAAUGUUUGAAUGAGUUAAAAAUGGCACAAGAAAGAAACAAACAGUUGAAAGCCCAAGUUAAAAAAAAAAUUAGCAUUCUUCAUGAGAAGGCCAAAACAAAUGCUGAACUGCUACAGCAGCUCAGGAAUGUCGAAAUUAUAAAUGCAAAACUGUGUGAGGAUCAAAAGAAAGAAAUUCAUAACCAGGAGGCUAUGGCAGAGGAGAAGAAAAAAAUAAUACGGGAGAAGCAGCAAAUUAUACGCGAGCUAAACCAGCAGAUCACCGAUUUAUCCUUCCACAAACAGGUAGUGGCGAAAUUCUCUCAAAAUUCUGGAAUGACGAAUUCGUCCUUCAUUAUAGGGGAGAAAAUGACUCCGAAGAGCAGAUUCAAGAAGCGGUAA
This is a messenger RNA of Plasmodium inui San Antonio 1, 3204 nucleotides long. RefSeq lists its product as hypothetical. The record is from RefSeq and is a predicted model, not a curated record. The transcript has 3 exons. Gene Ontology annotation, molecular function: ubiquitin protein ligase activity. Gene Ontology annotation, cellular component: cytoplasm. NCBI's taxonomy places the organism in Eukaryota, Apicomplexa, Aconoidasida, Haemosporida, Plasmodiidae. The coding region runs from base 1 to 3204 and encodes 1067 amino acids. Gene Ontology annotation, biological process: Ras protein signal transduction; protein ubiquitination.